Messenger RNA from Papilio machaon (common yellow swallowtail), 2228 nucleotides. Its product is annotated as zinc finger protein 84. Bases 453 to 2189 code for a protein of 578 amino acids. Lineage: Eukaryota; Metazoa; Arthropoda; Insecta; Lepidoptera; Papilionidae. The transcript has 2 exons. The record is from RefSeq and is a predicted model, not a curated record. Gene Ontology annotation, biological process: regulation of transcription by RNA polymerase II. Gene Ontology annotation, cellular component: nucleus. Gene Ontology annotation, molecular function: DNA-binding transcription factor activity; zinc ion binding; RNA polymerase II cis-regulatory region sequence-specific DNA binding.
UUAGCGCGGUCUCAGUUUUACAAAAAUUCAAAUUCAAAUUUUUUCCUGAGCCUAGACCUGUGUUGGUUGACCUAUGUUUAUUAUUUUUUCGGUGAAUGGAUUAAUUCAGGCCACGAUUUUUAAACAACGUUUCGACUUAACUAUAGAUAUGAGAUGACGACUGGUACGGCAAGCAGGGGCGGCGCGACGUUCCUCUUCUAGCGCGAACCGUAGACCGCAGCCCUGCCGAGCGCCGAGCAUCGUCCCAGUUGAUACGGAUCGAACGAUUGCGUAGUCAUCGCACUGUGCCAUAGCCUCUGUGCUGUGGAAAACUUUUCUGUUUAGUUUCAUUAUUGCAGUGAAUUCUAAAUUCGAAAUGUUUAAUUCUCAUUGGUAAAUAAAAUGUCAAUGAUGCUUCUAAUACUAAUUCAAUAAAAAGUAUUACGACGAUUCGAUGUCAGAUUGUACUCAAAAUGGAAGAUUCCUACAUUAUAGCCAACUUUCACGCGCUGUGUCGUCUUUGCUUGACUAAAAGUUCGCUAACAAUAUCAAUAUUCGCCGCUGCUCCUGAUGAAGACUUGAAUAUGCCUUUAACCUCCAAAAUAGCUGAAUGUUUUGAAAUGCAGGUGGAUCCCAAUGAUGGUCUUCCAGGAAGAAUAUGUUAUAAAUGCCUAUUCAAAGUAAAUAAAUGUUCAAAGUUUAGAUUACAGUGUAUUCAAAAUGAAGCUAGAUUAAAGCAAAUAACUAACAGAGUGAAUGAGCAAGACACUUCAAAUUCAUCUGAUUAUAGUAAUUACACUUAUAAAAAUCAUGAAAUGGUAAAACCAAAGCCUGAGGACUACAUAGUUGAAGACAGUGUUGUGAUGGUUGUGGAUCCUAGUUUAGAUUAUGACUCUUCGGAGGAGGAAUCUGAAAAUGUUGAACAACCUGAGAGUGAAAAAAAUGAAUGUGAAAAUAUUCAAGAAGGAGAGCCCACAACGGAAUCUUUUUUUAAAAAUGUAUCCAUGUGCCAGUAUUGCGACCAAGCAUUUGUUUCUCAGGAAAAAUGUAAAGAGCAUGAACAGAAUUACCAUGACCCUAACAUGCCAUACAAAUGUGUGGAGUGCAGCUUGGUUUUUGCAGAGCGUAAUCAAUAUGUACAGCAUACUAAACAUGUGCACCAAAGUGACAAGCCAUAUCAUUGUCCCGAAUGUGAAAAAUGUUUUGGUAGAAGAUCUGAUUUAAGAAAACAUUCAGUUGUUCAUACAGGCAUAAGACCAUUCCAAUGUCAUUAUUGUCUUAAGAGUUUUUCACGGAACACAAAUUUAAGUAAACAUUUGAGAAUACAUGCAGGACAUAAACCCCAUGUUUGUCCCAUGUGUCCCAGAAGUUUUGUAGCCAAGGGAGAUCUACAACGGCAUGUUCUCAUUCACUCUGGUAUGAAACCUUAUGCUUGCAGUAAAUGUCCCUUAUCCUUUGGACGAAGGGAUAAACUUAUAAAACAUGAAUUAAAGCAUGGUCCUAUCAACUCACAAAUUAAAAGAAAUGAAUCUGAGAUUGAUCAAGAAACCCAUGACAUGGUUGUCAGUAUUAAUCCUUUUAGCAACAUAAUGACAUCCCCAACUCAGCUCAACCCUGAAAAUUCCAUUGGUGAUUAUGACUUUCCUAGUGUCCCUGACCACAUAGUAGGUGAAAGUAGUUUUAUAAAUCAUGUCAGAAAGAAUCCUCCCACCCCUAGUAAGUCAAUGCAAGGUUCACCUGGUAAGCAGAAAAUGAUGACUAACAAAAACAAACCAAAGAACAUAAAAUGCCAUCAAUGUACAAAGCGAUUUUCAUCUCUAGAUGCCUAUAAAACACAUGUUUCUGUUGCUCAUAUUGGAUCUAGAGUUUUUCAAUGCAAAGUGUGUUUUAAAAAGUUUUCCAGGAAAAGAGAAUUAGACCGUCACACACAAACACACAUAGGCAUGAAACCAUUCUCAUGCAAUAGCUGUGAUAAGAAAUUUAAUAGUAAGGAAAAAUUGGAUAAUCAUGAACAAACACAGGAGUGUUCAGUUGUUAACAUGCCUUGCAUAGAAUGCGGUUUGACUUUCAAAAAGAAAGCCGAUUUAGUUGCACACAUUAAAUCACACUUUACAGAUAAUUUUGAUGACAAACUAUGCAUGAGCGAAAUAAAAAAAGAGACGGAAUCAGAUUUCCAGCUUGAUGACAACUUUUAUGAAUUAGAAACCUGAGACUUGGAGUUUGACAUUCAAAAAAUGUUUCAAUGAUAU